This is a messenger RNA of Staurois parvus, 669 nucleotides long. NCBI's taxonomy places the organism in Eukaryota, Metazoa, Chordata, Amphibia, Anura, Ranidae. The record is from the annotation of a GenBank genome assembly.
AUGGGAUCCGUGCUGAGCAGCGAAGGGAGCCGAGAACACAAAGCCCUGGCUAUAGACGACCCCAACUACGACUGUGCCGUGUGCCUGGAGGUCCUGAACCGGCCGAUGAGGACACGCUGUGGCCAUGUGUUUUGUCACAGCUGUAUUAAAGCAAGUUUGAGGAAUAAUGGGUAUGCCUGUCCAUAUUGCCGCACUCAUUUGCCAUCUGAAGGAACACUUGCUGUGGACAUCAUAAAGAAGAUGAAGACUGUUUUUCAGAAUUGUGAAGAGUGCAAGGAAAAGAUUUGCCUGAGUGAAAUGAGAGCACACAUGAAUAUAUGUCAGCAGUACAUUACAAAAUACGGCCCUCUGGUAGAGCUGGGAAAAGCACCAUGCAGAGUGGUAAUGUAUACAUGCCCAUUUUGCCCGGAGCAAGUAGAUGAAGAUGGUCUAGUGCAGCACUGUUUGGCCUACCACAAUAACGAGGAAAGGCUGGUGGUAUGUCCAGUUUGUCACCUGGUGCCAGGAGGGGAUUCCAGCUAUGAUUCAAGUUUUUUAAAGCAUCUUUAUGCCAGACACUCAAUGUACUUUGAAAAUUACAUAGAUAUAAACAUAGUGGAAGAGGCUCUUAUUGAAAGAGUAAUAGAUCUCUCUCUGAUUCACUACAUGAGGCACUCUAACAGAUCGUAA